CUCUCUCGGUCCGCAGCUCCGUCUCUCUCUCCUCUCUCUGCUGCUAUUCUGGGAAGUGGCGCUUGGAAUAACCCCCGUGUGAGCAGAGUGUGUGCGUGUGUGUCUCCUGAUUUCGCCCCGACACACACACACACACUCACACACACACACAGCUAGAGGCUCACAACACAGCCAGAUCACUGAGUGUCUGUCUGCAGCAGAGCAGCUCCGGCAGCUCCGCUCUGCUCGGAAACCAAACCUUUUAAAAACGGAUUUCGGACAUUUUUCUUUGGUUUUACGCGGAACCUUCGCCUCUCCUGUGCGGCUCCGCUGUUUUCUGCGCCCGCUGUGGAUUUUUACCAGCCAUCUUCUGCUGUCGGAGAGCCGCCAGGGCUCGUUCCGGGAUCGGCUCCACUGUCAGCGGGCUGCUGCUGUUGUCAUUCCGCGCAGGCUGAAGACUCGGAUGUUUGAGCUGCAGGACAAAACGGCUGCUGAAGGAUGGCGCCAUAAGGACACUUCCUGUUGGGACUAACGGCGCCGCCGGGUGGGAAGCAGCAGGUUUUCACUGAGAAAAUUGAAAACCCUUUGAAGACACAGAGAAGUUCAGCAGCAAGAAAAUCUGAUUGCUGAAGGAUUCUGCUGUGAUUGGGAAUGAAGAGCAAUGCACAACAAAGUUGUUGAGAAUACAGCAUGUGAAAAGGCAGUGUGCAUCUCACCCUUUAAUUACCCCCAGACUCUCCAAUCAGCCUUGUUCAGAGAUGGAUUCUCUGUUUCCGUUUGUUUAGACGUGUUAGCAACCCUCCAAGGUUCAGUUAACAUGCUCGGCUGCACUGGAACCUUUUAAACCCUUCGGUACCUUCCCUCUGAACUAUCCUUCCUUUCCUCUCUCACUAAACUGAAGAGGAGAUUCAAAGAAAUGGAGGCCCAGGAAGCAGCUGCCCAUGGGCAAAAAUGCUUGACCAAGGAAAUCGUGAAGGAGAAAGCACCUCUGGAGAGAAAGUGGGCAUCUGAGCCUACUGCAAACACAAAACAGAGCACUUUUUCUGAUCCAGAAGUGAAACAUCGAGAGAGUUUGCCCUGUGGGGCAACGGGAGGAUCAGCGCCCCAUCAAAAGUAUGGGAUACCAGGCAAUUCUGCAAAGAUGCUAUCUGGAUCUUCUGCAGUUGGGGCAAUAGGGGGUUCACCAUCCCAAGACCCCCAAGGACCUUUUGCACAAGGUUUUCAAAGGGGGUACUUCCAUUUGGCCCAGCCGUACCCUCAGCAUCCCCAAUCUGAACGCUUCGUCUCUGGAGCUAAACCACAGCCCGGCCUGGAGCCGCACGCCUGGCCGUUUGUUGGUCAGUUGCCCUCAGAUGACUUAUACCCUGUAGGACAUCCAGGCCAUACUCAUCCACAUGGGGCAGGGAGGUUUCCCAGGCAAAAAUCUCCUAGUUUACCAAGUUCGUUUGGACAGUACUCCCACUCCGGCUCUGAGCCUGGGGAGGAGGGCUACAGCAAAAAAGAGCAAAAGCCAAAAAAGCCUGGGAAGUACCUCUGUCCCUACUGUAAUCGAGCAUGCGCCAAGCCCAGUGUACUGAAGAAGCACAUCCGAUCGCAUACCGGAGAGCGGCCAUAUCCAUGCAUACCCUGCGGCUUUUCCUUUAAAACCAAAAGCAACCUUUACAAGCACCGCAAGUCCCACGCUCACGCCAUUAAAGCUGGACUGGUGCCGUUUUCAUCUGAGCCAUCUGUGGCCCCCAGUGGAGACACGGAUCAGGCAUCCCCAGCUGGUGAGGCAGAGGUGCCCUCAGACGGAGAGCAGAGUACGGACACAGAUGAGGAGGGUGUUGAGACCUCCACCAUGUUGAUGGAUAAAGACAGUCCCAUCCCACAAAUCUCCUUUGAAGCAGACAAGAAUGGAGGUAGUGCAGAACCAGCAUAUGCAGACUCGGCUGAGGAGCUCCCCAUCGGAUCAAUGAAAGUGCCUAUCCUCAUUUUCCCCAAGCCUGGGGGAGUUCCACCUACUGGGAUGGAGUGUCCCCCAUUUCAUGACAUAAAAGGCUCUCAUCGCAUGUUGGGUUCACAGGCAGGUGGGAGAGCACGUUCGCUAGAUGACUCCCCCAAUGCCAAACAGCGCUUGGCCCUGAGGUUGAUUGAUAAGGAAGGGCAGAACUCAGAUCCCGGCAUGACCCAGUCCCUUAACCUCCUCAGUCCUCAUAGCAAAGGCAGCACAGACUCAGGCUACUUUUCACCCUUUGACAGUGCCGAGCUGCAAAUAGGCACUCCCAAUACUAACGUCAAGACAUAUGAAGAGAUUAUGUUUGGUCGGACUUGGUACAACCGACCCAACUCCAGGUCGAGACAGUCAAUCACGGUAAAUUUAGUUGGGGCAGACCCCAAUACCCUGGCAACCUUAAAGCAGGCAGGGACUCUUUCAGACAUGGGGAAGAUUGUGGAGGAUCCUGUUUCCUUUACAAGAAACAUUCCAAUGUGUGGAGAAGCCAAGCAGUAUCCAACUGGCCCCUGCCAAACCAGUACAGGACUUUUGGAGCCACCAUCAGAUUCUGGGACUCUUAUAAGGAGUAACUCCAUGCCAACUCCAUCUCCUCCUAACCUCAGUGCCCCUCCGGGGAUUCGAGGCAGUGUUUCCUUUGAUAACAUGGUGGCACCGGACGAUGUGUUCUACCCACCAGGUCACCCCAGACUCAGACGACAGGGUGCAUUCGAACAGUCGGGCAAUGACGCCCACAUUGGAGAGGCCGAGGGUUACGGACACAUGGCCAAAAAUUUUGUCUCAUCUCUGGGUAUGAAGAUCAGUGAGCGUAGCCCGGGAGUCCCAGAGAACAUUGCUUACAGCCCGUAUGGUACAAAGGUCAGCAUGUCAGAAAUAGCUACGAGGAAAAGGCGGAAAGAGAAGAGUGUUGGGGAUGAUGAGGACAGUCCUGGGCACUGUGACAGUAGCUGCAGUGGCUCAGUUGAGAUGAUGGGGGACUAUGAGUUUAAACAAGGUAGUUUUGAUGGGUCAAGAGCCACACCAAUAGGCAAAGGCUCUCUUCAUGGUGCCCACAGCCAGUCUGACAGCUUUGAUACAUGUCCCAGCAUGUGCUCUGAGGACAUUGCGCUAGUUCCUGACUUGGAAUGCAGGAAGGCAACUCGCGGUUCAGUUAUCCAACAUACUGGCAUAGUGUCUCGUCCAAAUUCCUUUGAGAAGUCAGAGUCAUUUGACCAAACGGGUUACCAGUCAGCAGAUAAGGUCCCAUCCAGUCAAUACUCAGAGCAGUCUGACAAUGACAUCUUUGAAGAUGCUUUGAGUCCUGAAUCUGCUCUUCUCAAGUCUGACAGCAUGGAUCAGCAAGCUUCCUGUGAGCUAGCUCCUCUUUCAGCUUCUUCAGCUGCAGCCUCACCUGGCCAACCAUAUCCCAACUCACAGAGACUGGUACGACAACCUAACAUCCAAGUCCCUGAGAUCAGGGUGACAGAGGAGCCAGACAAGCCAGAGAAGGACACCGAAGUUCCUGCCUCCAAGGAGCCUGAGAGGCAGCAGCAGCAUGUUGAGGAGUUCCAGCUGCCACAGAGGAGUGACACACUGUCUCAGAUGCCAACAGAGAAGCUGCCUCCCAAGAAGAAGAGGCUGCGUCUUGCAGACAUGGAGCACUCGUCUGGGGAAUCGAGCUUUGAGUCGACCUGCACCAGCCUUUCCCGAAGUCCCAGUCAAGAGAGUAACUUGUCCCACUCGUCCUCUCUCUCCAUGUCCUUCGACAGAGAUGAGGGUCCCAAGUCUGUCUCACCAACUAAACAGGAUGAUUCUAUGACCUCUGGUGGAGCAAAGCAGUCAGAGUUUCUGACCGUCCCGGGUAGUGGCUAUUCCAGCCACCAUCAGCAGAGGGAGAUGAGGAGAUCUUCAUCUGAGCAGGCGCCGUGCACGUUGCCCACAGAGUUACCGGAAAUGCGCAGCAAAUCUUUUGAUUAUGGAAACUUGCCUUCCUCAAGGCAAGGCGAGAUGUACACCAGCGUAUCGGCAAUGAAGGAACGGAGACGCGGAUAUCUGGUUCGACAGGCUUCACUGAGUGUUUAUCCAGAAACAGUCCUCCAGGAAGCAGUCGCACCUGAAAUUUCAAUCAAGCAGGAGAAUCUGGAGCAUGGCAUAUGGGCCAGCCCAACAGGUUCUCCACACAGCAGCAUCGAUCUGCCCAGCAGAACCAAGAGGCCUGCCAGCAGUACCGGAGGGUUAGGAUCCCACCAGCAGUUCCACCAGCACAGCCUCCAGCAGAGCAUCAGUGAGGACAGCCUGCAAGAUGAACCCAUCUAUGGAAGGUCGCAGCAGCAUCGCCUCCAGGCCCAGAGCUCCUCAUCUGAAGGAGAACAUCCAGGCCUGGAGGUGAUGAGUAAGGAUUUAUCCCACCAGUACCAGAACGCCGCCCCGCUGAUCUCCAUCUCCCAGCCGGGUCUGUUCUGGAGCCAGGAGUCCGAACAGAGGCAACAGCAGACCCUCCAGGCUCAACAGCAACUCCUGAAGCUGCACAUCCGAUCCCAGGGCAGCCUGGCCGGACAUCCGCAGACGUACGACGGAAAACAGGACGGCUCACAGAUUUACUCCUCCUCCAUCUCCGGUCGGACCCAGCAGCAGCAGAGCCUGGGCCCACUCUCCUCCAAACACUCCCUGCCUGGCUCCACCGCCGCCCUGCUGCUGCCUCAGGUCCAGCCCGUGUUUGCCACGCAGAACCCAGGAUCCCAGGCCUCACUGCCCGGAUUAUUGGUUCCUGUCAGGAUCCAAACCAACGUGCCGUCGUUUGGCAACGCUAUGUACACCAGCGUUAGCCAGCUGAUGGCUUCUUACGGUUGCGGAGUGCAGGCUUUGGACUCGGACGGCAGCGGGACCCCCAAUAUGUCUCCUCCGCUUGUGAACAUUGGAAAGCCAGCGGGCGGAGUGGGAGGAGGGAUGAGCGGAGCCGGAUUCAACCUGUCCCUCCUCCUGGGGCAGGUUGACGUUGCCGGGUUGCGGUUUCCACCGCCGGAGCAACAGGUGAACACGGGCAUCCCGCUGUCGCUAACAUCAGGAACCAUAUCCACUACCGACGCCUCGGCAUCCAACAUGGUGGCCAGCAAACGCAUGCUUUCACCGACCAGCUCCCUGGAGCGCUUCUUUGAGACGAAGCAGCAGAAACGGGUGAAGGAGGAACGGAUGUACGGCCAGAUAGUCAAAGAGAUGGGAGCUGUGGAGCUGAGCGGAGCCGAGCACACUUCCAAGAAACAAGGAAGAGGAUUGAAGACUGAAGAGUCCGUCGACGAUUCUGAACGGAUGUCUUCUUCUCCUCCAAUCAGCGACUUCCCCGUCGCAGCCAAGAUCGCCAUUCCCGUCCGAUCUCCAGCUCCUCACCUGUCCGACGUGCCGCGUGUGGAGAGCUUCACUCCGCCUCUUCAGAUCAUCACGGAUCGCUCCCCGGCUCCAGGUGGGCGGGACUCCCCGGAGGAGCUGGACGUGGACGAAGCGCCGCCGCGGUGCGGCUCCAGCCCGGAGCCCAUGCUCUCCUCUAACGACGCCGAAGACGCCAAGAAGCAACCCACAACGCCGCAGCUCUUUGUAGAGGCCGGAGCCCAGCAGCUGUUCCAGUUCCCCAGCCUGCGCACCAUGAGCCGCGUUAGCUGGUGCUUCCGGAGCUACACCAAACCCAACAGCACCCCGGCCGCCGCCCAUAGCUCCGUCUACAGCUCAUGGUGCGUCAGCUCGUACAACCCGAACCCACUGCACCUCAGCACCAAGGCCGCGCUGUCUCUGCUCCGGUCCAAGCAGAGGACCAACACCGACCUGAUGUACACCGUAGCCGCCAUAGCACCAUCCAGCUCUGGGAAGCUGGUGUCCUCCGUGGCCUGGAAGCUGAGGUUUGAUCAGCUGAAGCCGGAGCUGAUGCCAGUGGACGUCAGCCAUUUUGGGAGGAAGAUGAAGGGCGUGGCGUCAUGGGACCGCUCAAAGGAAGAGCAGGUGGAGAAGGAAGUCUCUGUCAAGCAGCCAGCUGCCGAACCGACCCGCAUCAAGAUCUUCGAGGGCGGGUAUAAAUCCAAUGAGGACUACGUCUACGUGCGCGGCCGCGGCCGGGGGAAGUACAUCUGCGAGGAAUGCGGCAUCCGCUGCAAGAAGCCCAGCAUGCUGAAGAAACACAUCCGGACGCACACCGACGUCCGACCGUACGUCUGCAAGUUCUGCAACUUCGCCUUCAAAACCAAAGGAAAUCUGACGAAGCACAUGAAGUCCAAGGCUCAUAUGAAGAAGUGUUUGGAGUUGGGAGUCUCCAUGUCGUCGGUGGAAGACGGCGAGGCCGACGACGGAGAACUUGGAGAGGAAGGUCAGAGGUCAUCAGAGAAAGUCUCCAGAGGCGUGGUGGCCGAGCAUCAGUUCUCCGACGCCGACGAGUCGGACGGCGGCGAGGACGACGGCGACGAGGUGGACGACGAAGACGACGACGAGGACGACUACGACGGAGAUUCCACGCCGAAGACGCGUUCGCGCUCCACCAGCCCGCAGCCGUACGCCCUGCCGGCGAUGUCCAUCACAGCUGUGGCCGCCGCCCAUGGCGCCCCUCAGCUUCCCCACCAGGGGCCGCCGGACCUCCUGGGCCACUCCAGCAGGCCGCCUCUGUUCGGGUACUUCACCACCGUGCCGAGCAUCCAGAUCACGCCGCAGGCUCCGCUCCCGGAGCGCGCCCCGGCGGAGCAUCAUCGAGGUGCGGAGCGGAGCCGACUGCUGGCUCCGCCCUCCUCCUCCAUGGACGAAGACCUCCCCGUCCCUUCUCCGGACUUCUCCUCGCCCUCCUCCCGCCUCUCCUCGCCCGGCCUGGACCUCUCCGGCUGCCCGUCCCCCGGCUCCCCGUCGUCGUCCCCCUCCACCUGCCAUUACCUGUCCCCUCGGCGGGACAUCUCCCCACUGCGCCACGUCUCCCCCAAGAGGGACCUGGGGGUGGGAGGAUACCGCCGGGACCUGUCCCCGCGGCGGGGCCACCUCUCGGUGCUCUCCCCUCUCUCACGCCCAACGUCUCCAGGAGGAAGGGACUACAAGAGAGACCUUUCACCGCGAGGGCGCCACCGGGGCAUGAUCCGGCCGCUGUCCCCCCGCCGAGGCCUCUACCAUCAAAGUCCUCACAGCGGGGCCCGGAGCCCGAGGGCCAAUCAUCAGAUGGUGGUGGCGGCUCAGGGAGAUUUCCCUCUGGGGCGGCGCAGCACCACUGCAGAGAUGGAAAAGGAUCUCCGUCCCGGUUCUUCAUCACCAUCUGAACGGGACCACGGUUCUGCCCGGUGCUUCCAGUCCGGCCUGCCUCACCAGGUUCUGUUCAGCCAUCUUCCAACCCACUCACAACUCCAGGUGCGUUCGCCGUUCCCGAUGAUUCCCAUCGGAGGAAUCCAGAUGGUCCACUCCGUCCCGACGUCCGCCACCACGCCGCUGGGCCAGCAGGGGGCGCUGCCCGCCGCCGAGAGGGGGCGGCGAGGAGGGGAGAGGCUGGAGGGGGGCGGAGUCAGAGACGAAGUAGGCGGAGUCAGGCUGGAGCAGGAAGAGAGCAUCCACACCUGCACCAAGGCCAUCGCCUCGCUCUGCCUCGACCCGCAGUGUGUGGAAGGAGGAAGAGCGGCUUCAGCUUCCUCAGCGUCGUGUCCUGACUCCCAUCAGCAGCAGCAGCAGCGCUGCUCCUCCCCGCAUCCGCCCGCCAUUCAGCACUUUAGCGGCCUUGAGCUCCGGCCUUCCUCCUCUUCCUCGCCCGCUCCUCUUCCUCCCAGCCCGGCGCCCGACUCCCGGGCGGCGACGGACGAAAAGGAGGCGGAGAAGAAGGACGCCUCCUGAAACCGAGGGGGCGGAGCUUUGGUUCCUGGAAACAGGAAGUACAGGAGCGGAGAGAGGAAGUGGGACUUUUGCACGCUUUGUUCAGCGGAGCGCUUCUCUCUUGGGGUCAAAGGUCGACCUGCCUGGACGUUUAAAGACGCUGCGGCGCGUAACCCGGCCUGCAGCCGGACUUCCUGGUGCCUUUCCUUCAGCGCCUCGGCUUCUGGAUGCAGGAAGGUAAAUGUAAAUAUGACAGUAUCUCCUCUUCUUUUGCAUAUCAGCUUUGUAAGAAAUGCAACCUCCUCCUGUUUCCUCUUUUUAAUUUUUCGGACACCUUAAUAAACGUUGAUGUGAAGUUCUGGAUAUUACCAUUACGUACGGUUGCACUAAAACAUAUUUUUAUAUGAGUGAAAUAAAAAAAAUGCUUUUUUGUGUACAGCAGUGAUUCUAUAAUACUAUUUAUUGUUACCAUGUUUCAUAAAUUGUACAUUUUUUCUAAAUGUGGUGGAUUCCUUUUCUAUGUACAGCAUGGGGUUUCGCUUACAUGAGGCGAGGAUGUGAACACUGAACUACGGCUUUCUAUGUAUUUAUACAGUCAGAGUGAGACUGAAGAUGUACUCCAAUAUUUACCCUGCAUAUGAAUGCAUACAGUAUAUGGAUCCCACACGACUAUAUCUGCACUUAGCAUCUAGAGUUUCAUUGUUGUAGUUUGCUUGUACAUUUUUGCUGCUUUUCGCCUGGCGCUGCUUGACUUUCAGUUUUUACUUAAACGUUGAAGUAGAGCUGCACGAUGGCAGAACAACACGCAGGAGUGACGUUAUUGAAAUUAUUCUGUUACAUAUUUUCAGCAGUUUGUUGCUGAAAUCCGUUAAGUUUUGCAUCAAACAUGCAGAAUUUGAAAAAAAAGAGCAAUGUGCUUCGUAACUCAUAAGAGUUAGCAACAAGGACUUCCAAAAUAAAGUUUCAGUCCAGCGAUUGCAGAAGUUCACCUUAAAAUGAACAAUGUUUGUGAGUUUAUUGCAAAUUUUCUUUAAAAAUAAGAAAAACAUUGAGUUUAAGUGAUGCUAACUCCCACCUGCAAGUGGCAGUGUUUCUUCUACUCACCGUGUCAUAUUAAAGUUCAUCAGUUAGUCUGGGAAGUAACAAACACUCCCACUUACAGUCAUACAGAUAAUUUAUUUCCAAAAUUCCUUGCAGAUAUUUUUAAAGAAUCAAAAUCAGUUUUGAUUGAAGAAAAAUCCCAAAAUCAAACCUGGAUCUGGUUUACAGACACUUUGUAUCAGAUUUGGUCCUGGAAUUAAAUCAGGCCUGAAAAAGUGACCAUGUUGGCUUUUCAAAAUAAAGCUCUACAAAAUAAAAGUCAAAAUAUCACAGAAAGAAGCCAGAAGCUAAUAUCUGAUUUUCAAAAUAAAAGGGGUGUGAUUAAUGUAUUAAGUUAGCUAACAAAUAAUGGAACAGGAUUGUUAGCCCUUCAAAAUAAGACUCGAGUUUUUAUCAGACAGAUGAUAGAAAAUUGCGAUUCCACAUUAUUAACAGACUAAACUGAUAAACCUUCAAAAUAAAAGCUGUCUUUGUGUACUCCAGCUUCAGUGUAACAACAUGCUAACGCUAAAAACAGGCCCAGUAAUAAUGCUGAACUCGGCCUCUGGGCCGGUGAUUGUUUCUGACCAAAAGAUGGAAAUUAUUAUUUUAACUCCAAACUUACAUCAACAUGUACUUUUAAUAUUCAUUUCUGUUGGAGAGAAAAAUACUCUGCUGCUGCUGUGGGUGCAGAAAAUGUUCACAAAAAGCUGAACUUGUGUUUAAUUUUGACAGUGAGGGUGUGGUUGGACGUAUCGUGCAGCUCUGGUUUGAAGCUUUUAUUUUGGUGAUUUGCUCAGCGCAUGAACUGAAUGACGUUUGUGUGAUGCGCUCCUCGCUCUGCAGCUGUUGGCAUCCAAACAGGAAACAACCAAACAUUCCAGUCACAAACACGCCGGGACGUCUGCAGCAGCAACGCGCCUCUUCCAACUUCAACCUGCAGCCUUUCUGACGAUGCACCUUAUUUUUUCCUCCUGAUCCGUCGUUUGUUUCUUGGUGACUGAAUCUGAAAACUUCAGCAGUAAUAAUCCUGCACUGCUCUGCUGCACAGCCCCGUUUUUCAAGCAAUACUUCAGCCAAACUCUGCUUCACCAGCAGGGAGUGAAUUUGUUGCAAGGCAACAAUGGUGUACUUACAAAAAACUAGAAUCAGGAGAAGAAGGGAGCAGUUGUGGUUAAAGAGGCGCAAGUUUUUUUUUGAGUUCUGGACCGUUUGGGCCGAGUCGGGCAGGCUGCAAUGUGAGUGUCUGUAUUCUGUAUCAGUGUGUAUUCAACCAGUAUAUCCUCUUCGUACGACUUCUUUUUCUAUUUUGAUUCUCCCUCUCAUGUAUCAUGACAACAAUGAUGUCUCUUUCUCUUAUCAAAGCACAAGUCAUUGCAUAUGAAUGACAACUAUACAGAAAAAAGGAUAUAAAAAAGGUAAACGUGCAUUUAGAGGGGUGUCUCUUGUGACGGUGUUCUGUGGAAUUAAAACGACUAUCAUGUUAUGAUCCGAGGUGCAACAAAGAGUCGCAGUAGAAGUGAAAGAAAUGUUUCCAAAUAAAUAUAAACCAACAGCU
Xiphophorus couchianus (Monterrey platyfish) is the source of this 10403-nucleotide messenger RNA. It is a transcript of the gene hivep2a, whose product is annotated as HIVEP zinc finger 2a. Bases 896 to 7786 code for a protein of 2296 amino acids. Gene Ontology annotation, cellular component: nucleus. Gene Ontology annotation, biological process: regulation of transcription by RNA polymerase II. The record is from RefSeq and is a predicted model, not a curated record. Gene Ontology annotation, molecular function: DNA-binding transcription factor activity, RNA polymerase II-specific; RNA polymerase II cis-regulatory region sequence-specific DNA binding. NCBI's taxonomy places the organism in Eukaryota, Metazoa, Chordata, Actinopteri, Cyprinodontiformes, Poeciliidae. The transcript is spliced from 17 exons.